AUGCAGCAAGCAGCGGCUGCUGACUCCAAAAGCCCGAAAAUCGGAGAAUGCUACGAUUCGGACUCAAAAGAACCAAAGUUGUUCCGUAUUGCGAUUUCCGGGAAGUUUUUCCCGGACCUGAAUGACAGAAAAUUUCGACCAUCGAACCUAGACAAAAAAUAUUUCCAUUUGAUCGGCAAAGGGAGCCAGGCAAAAGUGAUCGCCGCGAUCAAAGAAGACCCAGAUAGAACACAAACCCCGGUCGCUUGUAAAAGAUACGACUUUCCGAGUGAUGGGCGCAGCGACGGUGAAUUCAAGCACAUCCUGAGGGAAUUGCAAAUAGCUCAAUUCCUGCAGCACAAACAUGCAAGUCUCAAGCAGAAAAUU
This is a messenger RNA of Mesorhabditis spiculigera, 366 nucleotides long. NCBI's taxonomy places the organism in Eukaryota, Metazoa, Nematoda, Chromadorea, Rhabditida, Rhabditidae. The record is from the annotation of a GenBank genome assembly.